AUGCGUGGCUAUUGCAACAAGGAUUCGGAUAUAGGAGCUCAGUUUGCGUGCAACCCGGACUCAAAGACAUGCAAGUGCUACAGCGGGAAGCAGGUUGCUCCAGACUCGAUUUUGUGGCAGGACCAAAAGAAAGUGGCCUUCAAGCACACGUUGUUAGGAGUGCCAUACAAGCUUAGGAGCAAUUUAAUGAAGUACAACAUGUUGUCGCUGCGUAGCUUGGGCCGUGUUCCGAAUAUGAAUUAUCCACAGUUUGCUUUAGAGACCGCUGAUGGAACGCCUGUAUCGGAAGAUACGGUUCGUAAGACUGUGCAGGAUUACAAGUCUACUGCGAUGCGUGGCCAGAGUAAAACGAAGAUAGGCGACGUUCUCAAAGCGUAUAUGCAUGAUCCUGUGUGUACGCUGAGAUCCAGCGUGUACUUCCUGCAUGGUGCACCGCCCACGUCGUCACACGAGGGCGCCAAGCCCUAUGACCUGUUAAACCAACGGCUGCAUGACAUGGAAUCUGCUGCGAAAGCCUACGGUAAAAGCGGCAGCCCCGGUGCAAGUGCUUUGGGAGGUCAAGGUCCCACUGGGCCGUCCCUUCUUGAUCUUAUACCUCGAUACGAGCUUUCAAGAUCCCUUAGAAAGAGACGAAGGUAUCUUGGUGUCAACAAUGGACAAACACGUGUUCUGGACGAUAGGUUUUAUGUGAAACUCAUGGGGGAUAAGGAUGUUUCCGAUGUAGGUUCAACUGUUACGGACCCUAAUAAGGAUGCUAACAAGACAGCAUUAUAUAAGCGUUACGCCACCGGUGCGGAUGAGUUCCCUCCUGCAGAGGAAUUGGGUUUGGGGCGUAGGGUGAAGUGGAGCACUGUAACCCCUGAUAACCGCCCGGACGCAAAAUACGACCGCAUUGAUCGCUGCUACUUCCACGAUAUCCUCAAAGAGAGGCACGACAUAGACCUCGGUAUAGAAGGAUGCGUAUCUCAGGUGUCCUCACGUUGCAACCAUACCCCAGACGGCCUUUUAUGCCACCCGUUCGUUCAAACUAGGUUCUACGCGCCUUUGAGGAAGCAGUUUUACCUGGAUAUUGAGCACUUCACGUUUUCCGCGGCAUUCGGCGUCUAUUUGGGCCCUGAAAAGGUGCUCUGUGGAUCGCCGGCGUCGAUAAAGAACGGCGUGCACUACAUGUACAACCCUGAGAGAUCCGGUUUGCCCAUCCUUGAGGAGUUUACGAUGGACGACCAGCGGUUUUUCAAAGUGGGCCCGUUCCAGGCUGUGGAGAAGUCGGGCAAGUACAAGAUCUGCGCUUGUGUUAGCAGCCACGGCGAGGACGAUGUGAAGACCUGCUUGCAAUUCUCCGAAUACACUAGUGUGCUAGGUCAAGUGAUUUUCUCUACAAGUUCGCUUACCCUGGUAUCGUCGAACGUCGCGGCGGGCAGCAAUGGCGAGGCAGAUUUACGCAACAAAGUCGGGCUGCUUGUCGACGCUGAGUCGAACUUCGAGAGCUGCGCUUCACUGUUCGACGCGUACAAGGUUGACUGGACGGUGCCCUCUGUGACGAAGCUUCCUAGUUAUAAUCGCUACAUGCGCGUGAUUCGAUCGGAUGGUUCGGCAUCUACCGCAAUCCAUUUUCCGAAGCCAGGAAAGUAUCGCUUAUGCUUGAUCAACAAUAAUACUGGUGAAGUGGUGGAGCAUUACAAAUCUUUCAUCAUGGAAGGUAUCCGUGACGAUGCCAGCGCUGUGAUCUACCGUGAUUCGUCUGGCCGGUUGGCAGGCAGCUCUUUGAUAUUUGAACGAUACGGCGAGGAACCUUCGGAUCGCGGGUUCUUUUAUCUUGCAGACUCCGAAACGGAUUGCACUGCGAAGGUCGUGGGUCGCUGGUCGGGCGCCAUGCAUCCCUACUACACUAGUAACAGCAAUAAAAUCCCGGCUCGUUGGGUAGUACGCGAUCUGCAGGUUGAUUUGGGGGAAUCAACGCCGCGUCCGAAUUACGCCAUCUGUGUAAAGUAUCCUAGAAAUUCGAAGGCACUCCGGAUCGGUUCCGCUCGCGUGCAGAACCAUGUCGAUGUGGACGAGAGAUUUUUAAUUGGCACGCCGUACCACGUGAAGAACAUACCGGAUGAUAUAUACAAUUACCAGCUGGGCAGGGAUUCCGACUUUGUCUUCACCUUGCUGACCGCAUUGUCCUUUAAAGACAAACCAAAAUAUAAAGAAUUCAGCGAGGCGUUUAAGGGCAACGGCAAGUACUACCACGGCAUUUUGGGCAAUUCGCGUUCCCUUAUGCUGCACUGCCGUGUAUACACCAAAAACGAUCUCAUCACGCUGUGGCUGAUGUCUGACGAGGAUCCCACUCUUUAUCCGCUCUUCACCGUUGUUUACGCACGCCCACGUUCGGUGGUGGUGGGUCAAACGGGUGGUAAAUUGUACAUUUAUGUCUUGACGGACACUACGCUGGCAAGGCAUUUGCUCACCGACCUGUAUCAACCCCACAAAACCCGUAAAACGCUGGCCGAACUAACGCAUGGCGGCAGUAUACUUCAUAUGGAUGUUAUACAGUUGCCGACGAAAACGAUGCUAGUGGCUGUGGAUGCGAAGUAUAGCCGUUUGUUACUUUACGACGAAACUUUAGCACAGCGUACCGAGUUUUUGGGGGCAUCAACGGGUCAUAUUAUCACUCCUGGAAAGAUAUCCUGUGUUAAAGACACGAAUGAACAGGGUUGGACGAGCUGUUUUGUCGCCACCGCAAUACCUAACGAGCUGCUUCACCUUUCUAUUUGCAAGGAUACAUAUGCGAUCAAAAUUUUGAGCCGUUACAAGUCCGGCAUGUCGGUUGAUGAUCUGGAUCCCAAGAUGGGGUCCAUCGCGUCGUUGUUCGCUACGAUCUAUGAGGAUGACAAAAAUAAGCACCUGGUGAUAUUUGCUUUGCGUGAGGACGGUGAACACGGAGGUCUGUACAAGACCGCGAGCGACUCAAGCGUGAUAUCGUUCGUCUCUCCUCUCACGAACGUGGGUCACGGUGCAUUCAUGCGGGGCAUCUACCCCGUUUUCAAUGACGAGACCAACCGCAGUGCCAUGGUGCUUUGCGAGAUCUAUCCGAAGGAUGUAAUUGACUCUACCAUGGAAUUAGAGAAGGUUUUCGAACGUACCGGGGACUAUGACUCCUCUCGCUUCCGCCUUACGUGGGCUCCUUAUACUGAGAUCGUUCACGUGCCGGAGCUGAGUUACAAGGUGGAUCCUCAUAUGACCAUCGGCACGUCCUACCAUUUCACUCCUCUGCUUGGCCCCAUCCCCGAUCGGUUCCCAUUGGCGAUUCAAUGGCUGUUGGACCCCAAGCAAAACGUUGACAAAGCUAUUUUUGAAGAGGUGGCCAAAAUCAGCGACAGUGGAGCGUUAACUAUCAUGUCAAAACGUCCUUUCAAUGGCCGUUUUGACGUUGUAAGGCGUAUUUUGUGGUCAACGUCGACUGCGACCAUCGAGGUCGACUUCUUAUGCCCUGACGGCACGUAUUAUGAUGGCACGGCAUGCAAAGAGUGCCCCCUGGGUACCUAUAAUGCCCUUAAACUUGUCCAGGAGGAUCGCACCCUCAUUUCACGUUGCAAAUCCUGCCCUCGUUUCGAGACCACUGCCACAGUGGGUGCGUUGUCGGCGGAUGAGUGCAAGUGUAUACACGGUUAUGCGGUUAGCGAUUUGUCUUCGGGUGGUUCGCGUUGCAAGCCGUGUUCUGGCACUUCAUACAAAUCCAUAUUUGGUGAUGAGCAGUGCCUGCCGACGUGUGGUAAGAACAUGUUUUCCAGGACUGCGGCGAACGCAUCUCAGGUGGAUGUGUUCUGCCGUUGUUACCCCGGGUACUACCUAAACCGCAGUAGGAAUUCGGCGGGCGGUUGUCUACCGUGUGAGAAAGGGUAUUAUUGUGUGGGAGGUUACAAAGCUAAGCAGAAGAAGUGCCCGAUAUACACCACGACCACCAUCACUGCGGCGAAGAGCCUCUCCGACUGUGUCUGCAUGGCUGGUUACGAGCCUGCUAACAGCAGCCGCUUGUCGAUCGAAGGCACGUACGAGAACAAGCUGUAUAAGCUGAUAUCGUCCAAAUACCACACCACAGGCAAUGACAUCAUGGUGUGUGUCCCAUGCGGUUACACCAAGUACAAGGAGACCCCCGGGCCUCACGCGUGUACGUCGUGUCCUGGCAGAACUCACGCCGCGUCUACCACCAACACGAAUCAAGACCAGUGCAAUCGCUGUCCACCGGGCUACUACGAGACCAAUGACCCAUCGUAUCCGUGCGAUGUUUGCAGCCCCAAUCACAUCUGCGUGGGUUCUGACCCAAUGGACCCUGCGCUGAUGCUGUACAGCGGUAAGCGUAUUAAGUGUGACAAGAACUCUGUGACUCUCGUGCCAUUUGAGGAAAACGUGCACCUCGCCAGCUGUCUGUGCGACAAGGGCUACAUGGCUCGUACGCGUACCGGUAUUGUGAAGUGCGAGGCGGUUCCCAAGAACACAUACAAGGAUGUGGUAGGAAAUGUCGGUCCAACUAACUGUCCGCCCGGGUCCUACACGUUGAAAAUCGGCGCAACUGACGUCUCCGAAUGUGUCUGCAAGAGGGGCAUGUUCUUCGACAAGGACAACAAGCGGUGCACGGUUUGCCCCGUCGGUAUGUACUGCCUUGGUGGCCGUUUACCAAACGGCGAGCACAUGUUGCCCAUGAUGUGCACAGACGGCAACGCGGUCACUAAAGAUGGCGGAGCCACGAGCCCCGGUGAAUGUCUGUGCAAGCCUGGCUUUUACUUACGGCAAGAUGGUCGCGGUGGGUGUGUUGAGUGCCCCGAAAACACGUACAAAUCAUUCAUUUCGAAUGAAAGCUGCAGUCAGUGCCCCAAGAAUUCUUUGACCUACGGGCAGGUUGGAGCCACAUCCAAGGAUCAAUGCAUUUGCGCCCCUGGAUAUUAUUUUAGCGGCACAUGUAGAGCAUGCGGCUUUCCUGAUAAAUAUUGCCCCGGAGGUAUCAUCAGUAAGCACGACGAUGAUACGGGAAAAGACAUAUAUGAAACAAGUGCUCCCGUAGACUGCCCACCGCAUACUGAAAUCCCACCAGGUGUUGACACGGCAGAUAGUGUGGACUUUUGCAAGUGUGGCAAAGGGUACGCAUUUGCAAAACAUAGUGACAAUUCACAAACAAAAACUUGCGUCCCUUGCCCACCUGGCUCAUACAAGGGUUCCGUUAUGGAUUCGAGUUGCAACGGGUUGUGUACCCAGAACGCCACCAGCCUACCGGGCGCGUUCAGCCCGAGCCAGUGCUUCUGCCAAAAAGGGUACUACUACCUGGCGGGUGGCAUAUGCGCGCCGUGCGUGGAAGGCGCCAGGUGCGACGGAGGCCUGGUAGACACGGGAGGGCAGGCAUACAAGCGCAGCAUCGUCAGGCACAACGACCACGUGAAGCCCGUGCCCAUCGAGGGUUACUACCUCGACAAGAUCAACCUGGAGCUCCGCAAACCGGACGAUUGGCGGUUCAUCGAGUGCCCUAUCAAGGGUGCGUGCCUGGGUGAGAAGGGCUGCUCGGAGUCGAUGACCGCGUACCUGUGUGCUGAAUGCAGGACGGGGUACACCAACAACUUCAAGAAGGGUGCUCUAUGCAGCAAGUGCCCAUCCACGCUAUCCAAUGUUCUGCUGACCAUCGCGUGGUACCUGACUCUUCUGUUGGUGAACAUCGUGAUGGCAUGCCUGAACGUUAGCGCGGGUUUCAACCGUAGGUCCAUCCACUCCGUCGUCAUCAAGAUUGCUCUGAACUACGGUGUCUGUAUGUCGGUCCUGAAUGUCAUCAACUUCAGCGAUUUGGCGUUGCCCGAGGAAUUGAAGUCUACAACUAUUCAAUGGAUUCGCAUGUUGUACCGUGAAACCAAGACGUAUUACACGUCCAUCGACUGCUUGCUUCAACAAUGGUUUGGAAUGAAGCACGCUGACGCCUUCUUUUACAACAUGCUUUUCAUUGCAUGUCUACCAGUCAUUUUGUUGUUCGUCGUCACUGUGCUGAUGUGUAUCAUUCUGGAACUUUUCAAGUUGACACGCGGUUCUACUAUGCGUUCCAAGUUGGCGCUACUCUACCAAUCCAAAGUACAGGGAAUGAACUAUUUGUAUGAUCGUUUGGUUGAAGAGUAUGCCAAUGAGCGUCUGUUUCUGAUUUUCCGUUAUAUCCCGCUUCCUGGUGAGACACGGUGGGUACGUUUCAAGCAUUUCCUGGAGGACAUGAUUCCGAUUUACGUCACUGUGCUUUUCUCACUGCACGGUAACACAACCAGUCAUAUGCUUAGUCUUCUAGACUGUACCUACAUCAACUUGGGGCAGUCUAUUCCUAGCAAGUACGUUCUGCGACCGGCGAUGAGCAUUAAGUGCUCCUUGGAUCCGGACGAGGGCUACAUUCCGUAUUUGCUUUUGGGUUUGGGUGGUUUGAUAUUUUGGGGGUUCGGUAUUCCCUUGUUUUCGUACAUUGUGUUGUUGAUGAACCGUAGGAACCUUUACGCACCUGAUGUCCGUAUGAAAUAUGGUUUCUUGCACAAUGGUUAUCAGCAAGGAUAUUGGUUCUGGGAAGCUAUUGUGUUCACACGUAAAAGCCUCGUUUUGGUUAUUGGCAGCAUUGUGAUCGUGCCGUCGCAGAACGCCAGUGGAUCGCGUAUAUGGAUGGCUCUCGCCGUUGCCGUGUUUUUCCUUAUUAUCCAGCUCAUCUACAAACCUUUUGACGAGCGGGACUACUUCGUUCUCGGAAGGCUGGAGAGUCACAGCAUGAUUUCGUGGACAGCGAGUUUGCUUGCGGUUUAUCUGAUGUGUUACAUAAGAUUGCAGCCCACAGUGGUUACCAUAGUUUGCGCGUUCCUGUUCGUGAACUCGUGUUACUUUUUCUGUGUUGUGAUUACGAGUUCGGUGCGUGCGUUACUUACAACUCUGCGACACAAGCGUGAUAGGACUCUCUUCAGGAAGCUGCGUUGGAUCGUUAGUGUAUUGCUAUACUUUGAGGCUCGUAGAUCUUUGCGUGAGCCUCAAAUCCAUUACAACCAACGCAUUGGUCAGCUGCAACUGAAGUCAUGCACCAAGAGGGGUAAAUGGUGUGGCCUCAGGGGUCCGAAGCUGACGGCCUUGGAGCGUUACUACUUCGUGAACAUUGUGACGGAGAUAUACCGCAUCGUUAUUUGUCACUUGAAGUUAGACGUAAUGCCCAAGUUGUUGAUCGAAUUCCUCAUUCGUUUAUCUCUUUCGUUCACACGUUUGGAGGAGAAAAUGUCUAAGAAGGAGCUUUUCCAGGAUCUCAAAGAUGGCGACUUAUCAACGCUGGUGGCUUGGGCGGCUGAAAAGGAGUCACGUAAACCAAACAGGAUCUUGAGGUGGGACACCGAUGAGGGCGGUGUGAACAUUCCCGAAAUGUUGUUGAAUGACAAGAACCUCACUGAGCAGGUUGGACUGCGUCGCGAAGAGUUGCAGGAGAUUAUGGACUGUCUAUUCGAUGACAACGUGCUUGAGGGAAGCACCAAGCUACCUGACUUCUACCACUCCAUUACCCGUAUUUGGAUUAUGGAUAUUAAUAUGCUGACGUUCUUGUUCAGCGUAUACAAGCAUGUGAAGUACCAGCGCGACAAAGAGCGUCUUGCUGUGAUGGAUAAAUCGAACGCCAAACUCCGUGCGAUGAGGAAUAAUUUGCAAGCCCUCGCUGAAGGAGAGAAAGAACUCGAGGAGUUCGCGAACGCCGAACACGUUGCGCAAAUGGAAGAAGAGUUGAAACGGAAGGAAUCCAAGAAAGAGCGACUGCUUGAGGAGCUCAAGGAAAUGCAAACAAGCCCUGACAGCUAUACCCCUGCAGAAAUGGGUGGUGACGAGGGCAAUUUGGAUGAGGUGAUGAGAGAUAUGGGUUUCACCGUGAAGGGUGCUUUAGAAAAAUACGUCAUUGGUGCAGUAUCUUCCAGCGAGUCAGAUACUGAUGAUGAAAGUGAUUCUGAUUCAGAAGGUGAAACUACAUCUGAUUCGGACUCUUCAACCGACGAAGAGUAA
Molecule: messenger RNA, 8013 nt
Organism: Babesia bigemina
Lineage: Eukaryota; Apicomplexa; Aconoidasida; Piroplasmida; Babesiidae
Exons: 1
Coding region: 1-8013 (2670 amino acids)
Source: RefSeq, a predicted model, not a curated record